Coniosporium apollinis CBS 100218 is the source of this 1248-nucleotide messenger RNA. Its product is annotated as nitric oxide dioxygenase. Bases 1 to 1248 code for a protein of 415 amino acids. The transcript has a single exon. Gene Ontology annotation, molecular function: heme binding; oxygen binding; nitric oxide dioxygenase [NAD(P)H] activity. Gene Ontology annotation, cellular component: intracellular anatomical structure. The record is from RefSeq and is a predicted model, not a curated record. Gene Ontology annotation, biological process: cellular response to nitrosative stress; nitric oxide catabolic process. Lineage: Eukaryota; Fungi; Ascomycota; Dothideomycetes.
AUGUCCCUCACCCCUUCCCAAGCCGCUACCAUCAAGGCCACCGUGCCCGUCCUGUCCGAACACGGCAACACCAUAACCAAGGUCUUCUACAAGAACAUGCUCACCGCCCACCCCGAACUGAACGACAUCUUCAACACCGCGAACCAAAUCAAUGGCCACCAACCACGCGCCCUGGCCGGCUCCCUCUUCGCCUACGCCGACAACAUCGACGACCUCGGGAAGCUAUCCCCAGCCGUCGAACUCAUCUGCAACAAGCACGCCUCACAGUACGUCCGGCCCGAGCACUACAAAAUCGUGGGGACGUACCUCCUGGCCGCGAUGCACGAAGUCCUUGGCUCAGCGCACACGUCCGAAAUCCACGACGCCUGGGCCGCCGCGUACUGGCAGCUCGCCAACCUAAUGACGCAGCGCGAAGAGCAGCUGUACAAGGCCGCGGACGGCUGGACCAACUGGCGAGACCUCCGCAUUGCGCGCAUAAUCCCCGAGAGCGCCGAGAUUACUUCUUUCUACUUCGAACCCGUUGAUGGGAAACCCCUUCCCGGGUUCCUGCCGGGCCAGUACAUCUCGGUUCAGAUGGACGUUCCGGCUCUUCGCCACAGGCAGGUGCGACAGUACAGCCUCAGCGACGCGCCAUGGCCGGACUACUACCGCAUCAGCGUGAAGCGGGAGAAGGGGCUGGACAUCCAUGAUCCGGAGGCGACAGGCCAUCCAGGAUAUGUCUCCAAUGUGCUGCACGAUGCCAAGAAGGUCGGAGAUGUGAUUGAGGUCUCGCACGCAUUUGGAGAUUUCUUUCUUGACCCGGAGGAGAAGACAGAUGCGCCUGUGGUGCUGCUCUCGGCUGGGGUGGGCUUGACGUGCUUGCUGAGCAUCCUCAACACGCUUGUGGCGAGGAAGUCGGAGAGGCCGAUCGUCUGGAUCCAUGCAGCAAAAGACACGAAGUCGAGGGCGUUCGAAAAGCAUGUCACGAAUGUGGUGCGGGCACGAGACAACGUUCGCGCGGUGUUCUUCACGAAGAACGUCGGAGAAGAGGAGGUCCAGGGCAAGCAUUACGACUUCCAAGGACGCAUGGAUCUUGACAAGCUGGAUAAGGAACGGGAUUUGUUCGUCGCCAACAGGGAGACGCGGUACUUCCUCUGCGGGCCGACGAGCUUCAUGCUAGACAUACAGGCCAAGCUGGAAUCCUUCGGCGUCGAUGAAAGCAGGCUGAAGCUGGAGCUUUACGGAACAGGAGACGUGCCUAAAUGCUGA